Manduca sexta (tobacco hornworm) is the source of this 1163-nucleotide messenger RNA. RefSeq names its product N-alpha-acetyltransferase 10 (gene vnc). Gene Ontology annotation, molecular function: protein N-terminal-serine acetyltransferase activity; protein-N-terminal-glutamate acetyltransferase activity. The transcript has 5 exons. The record is from RefSeq and is a predicted model, not a curated record. Lineage: Eukaryota; Metazoa; Arthropoda; Insecta; Lepidoptera; Sphingidae. Gene Ontology annotation, cellular component: NatA complex. Bases 597 to 1139 code for a protein of 180 amino acids. Gene Ontology annotation, biological process: N-terminal peptidyl-glutamic acid acetylation.
UGUUGAACGAAUUGCUGUCAAAGUAGAAUUUAGGGAGGUUAUAUUAUUUUCUGAUAUUGUAUUAAUAAAAGUUAUACUAUUUAUUUGAAUAAAAAGUAUGUAUCAUGCCCCAUUUUUAUCUUACGAUUGAUAUUAUUUCUUCAUAAUUUUCGUAAUUAAUUUGAUCACCAAGUUAUGGAUACAAUACAUGUUGUGCCAAAAUGGCGCUCAAAAUUCAUAUUCAAGCAAUAAACAUUAUCCUAGUAGUAAAACUGACACGUUCAUUGUGAUAACUUAUUUGUAAAAUAUUGUGUUUUUCGGGUAAAUUGAAUGCAUUCAUAUCGAGUUCAUAACUAUUAACAUAUGCUUAGUGAGACAUGAAGGAAGUUAUAUUAGCAAUUAUAACCUUCGUAUGUAGCGUAUUUUUAGUUUUUGUCUUUGUGUUAUUUUGCUGGUAUAUUGUGUGGAAGUGUUGUUUAUCGAAAUUCCGUUUCGUUCGGGAGCUGCUGGGUGGUAUGUCAGAUACCCCCCCUGCAUCUGAGGUCAGGCAGCCUAACAAAACUAGGAAAAUCAGAGGAGAAUAAAAUUACUUCAGGUAAUAAACAUCAACAGACAAGAUGAACAUCAGAUGCGCCCGUCCAAGUGACCUGAUGAAUAUGCAGCACUGUAACCUGUUGUGUCUGCCAGAAAACUACCAAAUGAAAUACUACUUUUAUCAUGGACUGUCAUGGCCACAGCUCAGUUACGUUGCUGAAGACGAAAAGGGGCACAUUGUUGGAUAUGUUUUGGCUAAGAUGGAAGAGGAUGGUGAAGACAACCGCCAUGGGCACAUAACAUCUCUGGCAGUGAAGAGAUCCCAUCGUCGACUGGGUCUUGCACAGAAACUAAUGAACCAAGCCUCACUAGCUAUGGUUGAAUGCUUUCAGGCUAAGUAUGUUUCGCUGCAUGUAAGGAAAAGCAACAGAGCUGCACUUAACCUCUACACUAAUUCACUGGGUUUUAAAAUAUUAGAAAUUGAACCCAAAUAUUAUGCUGACGGUGAAGAUGCUUACUCCAUGAUGAGAGACUUGAGUGCAUUUGCAGCUGAGACUAAAACCGACACCCAGCCAUCAGAGAACAUGGAAAUCAAAUCCGAAUCUGCAAUAAUUUCACAAUGCUAAACUAUGUAUAUGUAAAUAAAGCAC